GCAGUUUGGGAUCGAGCUUUUCUUCCUCCCGUAAAAUCUCCCAAUCGACCGCCGCCAGGAGAGAGCACUCGACCCGGAGCCGGAGGGCUUCUCUGUGCCGCCAGCACCACCGCGGGGGGUAGGGGAGGGGUGCGUUUCGCCUACUGAAGGCCGCCGCCGGUUCUGGGAGCUGCCUCCGCUGGUGCUCUGGGGCCGGGGCCGCCUCUGCCUUUGCCCGGUGCUCGAGGAGCGACGCCGGGGCCGCCUCCGGCGGGAGAAGUAGCGCCGAGGUCUACAGCCGUGGAGUGCAACCGCCACUCAUUGGUGAGGACUGAGGAACCGAGGGCAUUCCCCCAUGGCGAAGAAGAAGGCGACGCAACCAGAGGAAGAUAGGUUGAGCGCGCUGACGGACGAUGUUUUACUCUCUAUCUUGCUGAAAGUCGACAUAAGCACAGCCGCACGGACAAGCUCGCUGUCAACACGGUGGAGGCAGCUGCCCUGGCUGCUGCCUGAGCUCAAUAUUAAUGUCAGGUAUUUCCUGCCUGCUCCACGCUCAGAUCCGAUUGAGGCAAAUGACACGCAGGAAGCUAUGGUGGCUCUAACCAAAGCAAUCAGGAGUUUAUUGUCUAAACCUCGGAGAGGAUCCACCACCGCGAGGCUGGACCUUGUGAUCUACUUGAUCAACACUUUCUUGUCUGACCUCGGCCCACUGGUAGGUGACGCAGUCAAUUGUGGUUUGUUGAAAGAUUUGGAUCUCACCAUUUUCGACGAGACAGAUCUUCUUGACCGUAAUGAAGAGUAUAUGCUUCAGCGAGCCCAAGAUAUAGAUGGGUUUUUCACUGCCUACCCUAGUGUGCUCCAUUGCCUCACAAAGCUCUCUCUGUACAAUGUAUGCUUCAAGGAACUGGACAUCAACCGUGUCCUGUUUGACAGUUGCAAGGAACUGAAGCAUCUAACCCUCAUUUACUGUUAGACUGGCCGUCACACUCUGUGUAAGAUUGAUGCACCAAACUCAAAACUCAGUGUUUUAGAAAUCCACUUCUGUUGCUUUAAGAGGCUCGAGUUGGUCUGCCUUCCGAAGCUGGAGAAGCUCGAAUGGGAUAAUUGGGUGUCUGAAUAUACCCCCUUGUCGUUUGGUUAUGUCCCAUCUCUUGAUGAAUUAAUAUUCGCAUCUACUUUAACAUUAGAUGACAGAGUAUUUAAAUUAAGUGACAUGGAACCACAAGCAUACAUACUCUGACAUUGGAUUUCAAUGGAGAAAAUCUUUGGAUGCAACCUGAAAUGAAGCAACUCUGCACCGCAUUCAGCAACCUAAGGAAGCUGUCUGUGUUUGGUAUCUUUAUUGAAUUUGACAUUAUAUGGACAACAACCUUUCUUGAGGCUGCACCCUCUGUCGAAAUGUUACAUAUUGAGGUAACUUGUGCUGUUUCAGUCUAGUAUUCCAAUCGAAGUAUGGUUCUUGCUGCCUUUUCAAAAUAAUGUUUUGUAAGCUUCUCUCCCUCUACACAAUUUAUGAAGACAUCUCUUACCUUUUGAUCUUUGUAAACUGAAGUGAGGGUCUAUUUCCUUUACCCCCAAAUCUUGUUGCCUUGUAUUCGGCACAUUUAGAUCUUACCUUGUGUUUAUCACAAAUGAUAAGGGAAAUGUUCUUUUUAACCUGGAAAUUCAAGUAGAUUCGUAACAUUUUCCUCAUGGAAAUCAAGGUAUGGGACCAUGACACAUGCGGUUGGGGCGACAAUUAUGACAGAAAGUUGGUAUUCGCUGAUAGAAAAAAUCCUGAGUGGGAGAUGGACUCGCACAGCUCCAAGAACUGGCUACUGAAGGAGCUCCAGAUCUUUGGCUUCAGGCCGCUGGAACAGCAGUUUACAUUUAUAAGGGCCUUGCUGGAGCGAGCACAUUGUACUUCUCAGGAACAACAUUUAUAAGGACCUUGCAGACGAUUGUCCUGAAAGGAGACAUGAAGUGCGGGAGGGAUUGUGUCAUCCUCACAAGAGAGUCUUUAUUUCCAAAGAGUGAGGAUGAGCAAGAAAUGGUGGUGAGGCGAAUCACAGACGGCAAACCGUCGCCCCGAGUGAUCUUCCAUGAAUGAUCCUGUUCUCUUUGGAUUAUCUUUGUUGUUUAAGCUGCAAGGACAGUUGACUGUAGUGUAUCAUUUUGUGUUUUUAGUCAGACAGUUGGAUAUGAGCCUGUGUGAUGAAUCCAGUGAGAGUGAGAGAGUGGUGUGUGCUAGGAACUAUGGCUGGGUUUCAUUUCCUGAGAAGUACAAUGUGCAAGUUCAUGUCCAGGUUAAGAGUUGGACUUCUGUUGCUAGAUUUUUUUUGGGGUUGGUUGGUUGCUUUGCAUGUUGGAAAGAACAUCAAUCCUGAACUUGUGAUGCCUGUACUGUACUGCGCAAACAUGUUCUGAAGCACACAUCUUUUCCUUAUGUAACUUGAUUAUAUUUUGUAGACAUCAUGUAACACCAACUGACUAGUAAUAGUACGCAAAGCCUUGGAGGUCGUCAGGAAAGGUAAGACAGUGAUCUUUUCUUUAUGUAACUUGAUUAUAUUUUGUAGACAUCUAUGCUGUCAGAAAAUUGUAUGGCUUAAACAACAACACACUCUGAUGUACUUGUGUUUUUCUUCUCUUUGAUAAAAAAAACAUCAGUACAUAUAUAAGCACAAAUAAUCUUUAAUAAUUAGUUGAGCAACUCAAGUUAUGUUUAUGGAAAUUGAGCAAAGUACAGUUUCUGUUGACGAUAAAAACAAAGGGAGUUUGAUUUUUUUAGAGAAGUAGUAUUCCCUCCGUUCCGAAUUACUCGUCUCUGAAAUGGAUGUAUCUAGAAGUAAAAUACAUCUAGAUACAUCCAUACGUGUGACAAGUAACUCGGAACGGAGGGAGUACAAUUUUGCUUGCAUCAUCUGUGUUCAGUCUCUACGUAAAAUAAAUCUUGUUUUUCUUUUUGAGGGGAAAUAAAUCUUGUGCACCGUCCCAAACACAAUUGAAGAGUGUGACUAGAGCAAAGCACAUUUGGGCCUAACAACAAUAAGGCACGACGGGUGAUGUGGGUUUUUUUUUUUUUGAAUUGUUUGGAUUGCUUACCACAUGUCUCACGUGGUACGGGUGAUGUGGGUUUGGUUGAACUACUCUGGACAAACGGGGAGAAGUGGAGAGAGGUUCGCGUGCGCAUUUUGCCGAGCAGCUCGUAGGCGGCGUGGUGAUGGGGAUCGUGGAUUUUGCCGUCGACCGCCGGCGUGACGGGUCUUCUCCUCCUCGUUCUCCUGCGGCGGCGGCUCCUCCUCCGCGACCGCAUAUCGGCAAUCGGAAACCUGUUGUUUAUUAGGACUUCAGACAUCGUGGCUAGUCAGAAGACUUUUAUUGCUUGUUGGUCUGGAUUGCCAAGCAUCACAUCACAUGCCCAGAGCCCUUUGGCUUUGGGUCAAGUCCACUCCUCCAAAAAAAAUGAUCUAGACUCCAACCCGCAAUUAAAGGGCCAAGCUAAGCUAGCUAGCUGCUCUUCAUUCUUAUCCCUUCUGGCUCUAGCUCAUUGCUUGCUCUGCCUACAGCGCACCGCAAGUCGUCUUCUCAGCUCGAAGCCCACAAAUGUCCUCACCACCAUCGGAGCCGCUUUCUUCUUUUGGAACACCAAACUUUCCCUUUCAGGUAAACUCGCAAGGUACGAGUGAUGGGUCAAGGAUGCCAGGAUAUAUUUUUUUCAGGCAAGCUACACGUGAUUUUUCGCAAAUAAUUGGCAGGGGCCAACUUGGGAAAGUUUACAAGGCACAUCUUCCAACCGGAGAAGUUGUCGCUGUGAAGCUGCUCUAUCAGAUGACAGGGUUUGACGACAAGAGAUUCUCGAAUAAAUGUACACAACUUAUGAGCACCAACCACAAGAAUAUUGUGAGAUUAUUGGGCUAUUCAUACGAAGAACAUGAAGAAUCACAUGUGCACUAUGGGACAUCCAUAUGUGGUGUAUACAUACACAGGUUAAUCGGCUUUGAGUAUGUGCCUGGUGGAAAUCUUUGCAAUUUUAUUUCAGAUCAACGUCUUGGAUGGAGUAUACGCUUCAAAAUAAUAAAGGGGAUCUGCGAGGGUUUACAAUACCUUCAUGAAGCUGACAUUGUGCACUCUAAUCUCAACCCAGGUAAUAUUUUGCUAGAUGGUGAGAAGAUACCAAAAAUCACAGAUUUCGGUUUAUCUCGGAUGUUCAAGCCAGUAAACGAGAGAGCCACAAUGAGUAAAGCUAUUUCUUAUGGAUGGCGACGUAUGAUACAUGAAGGAGUGGUGUCAAAAAGGUCUGACAUAUUUAGCUUGGGUGCUCUAAUUAAAGUUAUAUUGACUGGAAGUACGGAAGAAUCGGACAUUAAUUGCAUGGACGGUCCUGAAUGUGUUGAGCAUGUACACAAAUGCUGGAGGAAACGGCUACAAGAGAUAAGGAGAUAUCCCUCAUUUGAAGCAGAUUGCAAACAAGUGAGGGCUUGUAUCGAAAUCGCAGUAGACUGCAUGCACAAUGACCAACAACAAAGGCCUCUGAUUAACGAUAUCGUUCGUAAACUAUAUGAAGUAGAAGCUAAGGGAGAUUACCCACCAUCACAGAUGGGACAGGGCAUUCAUGAUUUUGAAGUAAGGAAAAUGUCAUUAAAAGAGUUGGAAAAGAUCACGAGUAAUUUCUCUGAAAAACUUGGUCAUGAUGACUUCGGUGCUGUUUAUAAGGGAAGGAUUGGAGGUGGGGAAGUGAUAGCUGUGAAGAGAUUUGAUGAGAGAUUAAGAAAACUAAAGGAUCAAUUUGAGAGAGUGGUAAACCUUAUGAGGCUCAAGCACAAAAAUAUAGUACGACUGAUGGGCUACUGCUACGAGCCAACACAAGUACCAGUUCCUGAUGAAAAGAAUCCAGAAAAGACAAUGUGGUGGAAUAUUAUAGAGAAUUUGGUCUGCUAUGAGUUUUUGCCAAACGGAAGUCUAGACAUGAUAUUAAAUGACAAAUCUUGCAAACUCGAUUGGCAAACUCGUCACAAAAUAAUACAUGGCAUUUGUGAGGGAUUGCAUUACCUUCACGUGGAAUGCCAGGAUGCCCCCCUUGUCCAUGAGGGUUUUAAACCUGCCAAUAUUUUGCUAGAUAAUGGCAUGGUCCCGAAGCUAGCGGAUUUCUGCACUUCAAUGGCUGUCACAUCAAGUGUCCGCAGCUUGGCGACCAGGGUGUUCAGCCGUGCUGCGAAGUCGUCGACGGCCUCGGCGUCACCCAUCUUGAGCUGCUCGAACUCAAGCCUCAUCAGGAGUCCGGCACGCUCUGGUAGAUGGCGUACAGGGCCUCUCGAUCUACCUCAUAAUCCGCGGUCGUCCGCUCCACCGCCUCCCAGAUGCGCGCUGACUGCAUCGCCACCCUCAUCUUUAUCACCCAGAUGGGGUAGUUUGUCUUCGUCAGCUGCGGCCACACGAGCGGCCCGCGCGGCCGCCCGCUCUGCGCUACCGACACCGCCAACGGUAGCAGCUCGCUGCUGCCGGCAGUCUUCGCAUCCGCCUUGCCCAAAGUCUCGCUCGUCUCCCUUUCUAACGGUGGACACACACGGGACUCGGAUCUUGGGUCGUCGGAGAAGAAUCAGCAGCAGGAAAUCAACCAGAGAAAGGAUGCACACCAGAGGGUACAUAGCACCAGAGGUCAUGGACACCGGAAAUGUUACAGUCAAGUCAAAUAUGUACAGUUUGGGUGUUCUGAUAAUAGAGAUCGCCACCGGAGACAGGUGUCCUAGCGACGAAUCAUCAGGACGGUCAUAUAUCGAGAAUGCAGUAAAUACUUGGAUGCAAGGUUCCAACGUCGAAUUGAAGUACCCAUCACUUGAAGCGGGUUUCAUCCAACAAGUGGAGUGUUGGAUCAACAUUGGGCUGAAUUGUGUGGAUAUCCAACCCGAAAGAAGGCCUACUAUUGGACAAAUAAUGCAUUUCCUUGAGACUAAAUCUGCCAAUCCAGAGUAUUACUACUAUGGAGAAUUCAUCAUGUCCUCUGAGAGCAGCAUCACGGCAUGGUCUUCUUCAGGAGGAUUUUCUAUGGCAGAAAUGCGUAAUCAAGCGAAUGAACUGAAGGCCCUGGAGAGCAUGUUAAGUGAUGCAAGUGCAGAGCCAACAAAGCUAUCAUAUGCACUUUUAAAAUCAGUUACAAGAAAUUUUUCUCGAAUGAUUGGGCGUGGUGGGUUUGGAGCUGUUUACCUGGGAAUUCUUCCAAAAGGGAAAGUUGCUGUGAAGAAGCUCUGUAUAUUGCAGGAUUUAUCUAAUAAUGCAUUCGUGGACGAGAUUGUAUGUUUAAAAAAGGCACAUCAUAGUAAUGUAGUCAGACUUCUAGGCUAUUGUGCAGUUGCACACGGUGAACUGAUGGAAGUGAAUGGAACACAUGUUAUAGCAGAGGAAACACAAAGGUUACUCUGCUUUGAGUAUGUUCCUAAUGGAGACCUUCAGAAUUAUAUUAAAGAGAAAUGUGCUGGACAUGAAUGGCAAAUACGUUACCAAAUGAUUAAGGGGAUCUGCCAUGGUCUACACUACCUUCACAAACAACGCAUUACUCAUCUGGAUCUGAAACCUGAGAACGUUCUGCUGGAUGCUAACAUGGAACCAAAAAUUACAGACUUUGGUCUGUCAAGAUUCCUUGCUGAAGGGGAAUCCAUAAUUGUGACCAAGCAAAUAUUUGGAACACGGGGAUCAAUUGCACCAGAACUUAUUAAUAGUGGUGAAAUAUCAUUCAAGUCAGACAUAUAUGGCUUGGGUGUCAUAAUCACAAAACUAUUAACAAGAGAUAACAACUACGAUUUCGAAAAUUGGCAUAAAACACUAGAGGUGGGCUGCUCACAAGAGAAAAGGUGUGUUGAGAUAGCUCGAAAAUGUGUGGAGUAUGACCAACAUAAGAGGCCUACGAUGGAUGAGAUCAUGCAGGAGCUGAACGAGAUGGAGAACACUAUCCAAGAGAAGAAGCCUUCAGUUGUUCAAAAAUGGAGAAACAACCUGUCGUCUUCACUGAAGGGGCACUGGAGACAGAGGAAGGAUCGAAACUAGCACAUUCAGUCCACCCUGCUUGGAGCCUGAAGACGUCAGGAGACUUCCACCCCGUGUGGAUAAAUUGCUUGAUGUGAUGUGCUAUUGUUUGUGCAUGGUUAUAUCUCGAUCGGUCUGUAACAGUGUCAUUCGCAAUGUGGCAGUGACUUUGAUAUCGUGGCCAAUUGUGUUUUCGAGUUGUUCAGAUUGCGACUCUGCUUGGUUCAUCGGGUUGCAGACCAGACCUAGCUAGCACUUGGUCUGAACUGGUUGUAUCAGUAUCGCUGUUGUCAUAUGUUAUUGGUUAAAGAAAAUGAGAGGACAAUUGUAUUCGUGCAAAGUUAUAGAAUGGGAAA
Messenger RNA from Triticum aestivum (bread wheat), 7331 nucleotides. RefSeq lists its product as uncharacterized. Gene Ontology annotation, biological process: protein phosphorylation. Lineage: Eukaryota; Viridiplantae; Streptophyta; Magnoliopsida; Poales; Poaceae. The transcript is spliced from 25 exons. Bases 3562 to 6996 code for a protein of 1144 amino acids. Gene Ontology annotation, molecular function: protein kinase activity; ATP binding. The record is from RefSeq and is a predicted model, not a curated record.